Molecule: messenger RNA, 1095 nt
Organism: Pediculus humanus corporis (human body louse)
Lineage: Eukaryota; Metazoa; Arthropoda; Insecta; Psocodea; Pediculidae
Product: Growth/differentiation factor 8 precursor, putative
Exons: 6
Coding region: 1-1095 (364 amino acids)
Biological process (GO): BMP signaling pathway; SMAD protein signal transduction
Cellular component (GO): extracellular region
Molecular function (GO): growth factor activity; cytokine activity
Source: RefSeq, a predicted model, not a curated record
AUGCCAAAAUCAAAAUGGAUUCCUCGUGAAAACGCACGUGAUCAACAGAAUGCAAUUGAUGAAGCAAUAAGAACGUUAUUAACGGAUACAUCGGAAUCUUGUCCCGGAUGUGGAGAUUUUCAAACGGAAGUAGUUGAUAAAGAAUUGGCAACGCUGCGAGUUGAAUUCGUUAAACAGCAAAUAUUGAAAAAAUUAAAAUUAAAAGAAGUACCAAAAGUAACUCUACCGAGAAACAAACUUCCAAUUCCUAUACUCACAAAAGGAAUGUACCACGGAUUGUUAAAUAAAAAUUACAACGAUGCCAAUUUUCAAGUGGACGAUGAUUUUUUUGGAAAAACAAAUCAAGUCAUACUAUUUCCAGAAGAAUAUUCCGCUUGCGAAUCGUAUUUACGAUUGACUCCACCAUAUCCGUCUGCAUGUUUCACAUUUCAAUUACCUAAAGAUUUGGAAAUGGAAGAUCUUGCGCUAACCGAUUUUUGGAUAUACAAAGAAAAAGAUUUUUUAGACGGUGAUCCUAACGUUAAUCAAACUUUGGUCUAUUCGGAAAUAUUGGAAGUUAAUCAAAUCAAUUCGCCGCAAAUUCUUGUCAUCGAAAGACACGGAUGGAUAAAAUUAGAUAUAUUGGAAACUGUAAAAAAAUGGCUGGAACAAAAUAUCAGAAGACACACCAUUCAAGUUAUGUGUAAAACUUGUGGUUACAUGAGACCUUGGACGCCCGUUUCUUUAAAAACAGAAAAAUUACCUUUCUUAGUUAUAAACACUGAAAAUAAUAAAAAAAAAAGACGUCCUAAGAGAAACGUUAAUUGCAUGCCUGGAAUAUCAGAAUGUUGUAGAGAAAAAUUGUACAUAUCAUUUGUAGACAUAGGAUGGAACGAAUGGAUAAUACAGCCGAGAGGAUACGAUGCUUAUUUUUGCAGAGGAUCCUGUUCAAAUGCAGCAUCUUUGACUUUGAGUGGUGGUAAAAAGGUAGAAUUGGUACCUUGUUGUACGGCGACUCAUUUAUCUCCUAUUCAACUUAUUUACAUGGAUAACAAUGAAACAAUAACUCAAAAAACACUUCCUAACAUGGUUGUCGAUGCCUGUGGGUGCAUGUAA